AAACAGACAAACGAGCAACUGAGAACAAUCAAAAUCAUUCAGAGAAUGUUUCGGAUGUAAUUGAAUCCACCAAAUUCACCCCACGAGUUUCAUUUUACGAUACAUCUCGAGAGUCUAAUGAGCACACCUGGGACGGCUCAAUUGUGAAGAGUCAGGUUCAUAAGAUUAAGCACUUAAUACACAAAGGAGUAAGAAGAAGGAAUCAAGACAACUCAAGAAUAAAGGAAGAGCCAAAAAGGAUAAAAAGUUUUUUAACGCUACUUUCUUAUGACUGGAGAUUCGGCUACCAAAAUCGACUGUCGGAUGUAAUAGAAUCUGGAGUACAUCCAGUGGAAUUACUCGGACCAAGGUUAGAACCUGAGGGUGAAGACCAGGCGACUUUAGAGAGCUAUUCAGAGUGCAGGAAUUUAUUAUACGAAGGGACGGAUGAACCGUUAUUUUCCGAUUAUGGGAGCGAAAGUGACGAUGAAGACGAAUACAUUAAACGGAGACGCUGCUCGAAGUUCAUCGAUGACAACUCUGCUAUGGAAGAAGCUUUAUCAGCCGUUUAUCUUAAUUCCGGAACCCUCAUAAAGAUGGCAAUCAUUGGUGUUGAGCUGCAAAAUGUUAUCAAAGUUUCCUUACGAAAGGCUGAAGCUGAAGUCGCCUCACUACAGAAGAGAAUUCGACAGCUUGAAGAUGAAUUGGAAUCUACCGAGACUCGUCUUCAAGAAGCUACUGUUAAGCUCGAAGAAGCGAGUAAAGCUGCUGAUGAAAGUGAUCGUGCUCGUCGGGUGCUUGAGGCCCGCCAGACUGCGGAAGACGAGCGGAUUUUACAUUUGGAAUCUGUGGUACAAGAAACUGCAAAAUCUGUGAGAGAUGCAGAAACGAAAUACGAGGAGGCCACUCGAAAACUUGCCGUUGCCGAAGUCGCACUGUCUCACGCGGAAGAUCGGAUUGAAGCUGCAGAAAGUCGUUUAAAGGAGCUUCAAUCAAUUAUUCACGGUACAAUGGGUCAGUUAAAAUCUUUAGAGCAUCAAGAAUCUCAGUUAAAUAAACAACGUAGUCUUCAUCAAUCUCAACUUGCCUCUUUAUCAAAACAAUUGAUUGAGGCUGAACGACGUGUUAAAGAAGCAAGUCAUCAAGAGGAGAUGAAACAAAUAGAAUUGUGCAAAUUAGAAGAAACAUUGGAAGCUGAACAAUUAAAUCAUACGAAUCUACGUCGUGAAAUGGAAACAAUGUUUACUGAAGUAGAAAAUAUCUAAUCAAUAGUUUACUAUUGACAGAAAUAUUUUGUUAUUUGAAUACUUUUCAAAGGAACUAAUCAUGAUCAUGCCCCAGUUACAUACAACUGUAUACAUAUACAUAAGCAUGAGAUAUGAUCAGUUAGAUAAUGCUAUGAAAAAUUUACAGCAUGAUCUCUUUUGGUUUGUUUUAUGCCUAACUUCUAUUGUCUACUGAAUAAUGCUCUUUUCUUUUUCCAACCCCUGCCUCCUUCUCCUCCUCCUCCUCUUCCCCACACUUUUGAGAAUGUGUCUUGAAGAUUUCCUCUUGGAAAUACUACUGUGCUGUUACUAUUAUUUCUCAUCAGUAUUACUUCAAUUGUGUGCUUUGUUUUCACCUUGUGUUUUUGUUAUUGUUGUGUAUGGUCUUAUUGGUGAAGAUUUUGAUCUUGUAGGAUGUUAUGCUAUUCUGUUCUGGUAAAUCAGCGCCUAUUUAUACUUUCUCAUAGGCUACUCUUGUGUUUUUUCUUUGGUUCCAUAAUAUCAGUAUUUUUUUCUAUACUAACUCCCCUUCUAUUCUUUGUUUGUCUACCAUCCUCAUAUACAAUUAGUGCCUGUUUUUACCCAAAUGAUUUCCAUUGUUUAUACGUGCAUUAUGUUUCUCAUUUGUUUCCAUGCUCGUUUAUUUACAUGGUGUGUGCGUGUGUGUGUGUGAAUGUGAGUGUUUGAGCUUUUGCAUAGUGUCAUUAUUAGCCUUAUGUAAUCGGAACAUUAAUUGUUAAUAUAGUAAACAAUUUGUAAUCAAGUACACAAACUUGUGUUCUAUUCACUUACUAACUAUUAUUUAACUGAAGUAAAU
Schistosoma bovis is the source of this 2061-nucleotide messenger RNA. NCBI's taxonomy places the organism in Eukaryota, Metazoa, Platyhelminthes, Trematoda, Strigeidida, Schistosomatidae. The record is from the annotation of a GenBank genome assembly.